CCAUUUACGCCUGUAAAAACUUAUUAUUAUGAAUAAAGAUGUUUCGUUACUAUGGGAAUACUACCAACAUAAAAUUCUCCAUAUACAUUCGUAAUGAAUACUAUACAGUUAAUCUGCGUCCGGUGAAUUAAUCUUCUGGAUCACAUGUGUAUAUAAAGUGCCUUUUAUUACUUAAAAAUUGCUGUUAAAAUAAUAAUUGAAAAAAUGAUGCUAACCCAGAAUACUAAACAAAAAAUUGGUAUCGUAAUUAAUAUUUCUAAGAGUGUAUUUCAAUGGGGAUUUAUACCCGCUGUGCUAUAUUUAGGAUUUCGUAAAGGUGCAGAUCCUGGUAUGCCAGAACUCACAUUUAUGAACUUACUUUGGCAGUAGAUUUCAUCAUCUAUAAUACAGCUCACUAAUUAAGAGAUCUUACCAAAUUUAUAAUUUGUUAUAUUUUAAGAACAGACUUUUUUUAUAAUACAUUAAGAUAG
Molecule: messenger RNA, 470 nt
Organism: Ceratosolen solmsi marchali
Lineage: Eukaryota; Metazoa; Arthropoda; Insecta; Hymenoptera; Agaonidae
Gene: Tom7
Product: translocase of outer membrane 7
Exons: 4
Coding region: 205-369 (54 amino acids)
Biological process (GO): protein import into mitochondrial matrix
Cellular component (GO): mitochondrial outer membrane translocase complex
Source: RefSeq, a predicted model, not a curated record